UUUUAGUAUAAAAGUGAAAGUGUCUCGGUAUCAAAAUUAGUUAUUAAACAUAAUGAAAUUAAUUUGGAUCUUAGCACUUUUCGCUGUAUCAGUCUCGGCAUAUCCUCUCGAGGAUGAUACACACAUCAACGGUGAAAACGGUUGGUAUGUGCCACAAAUAGAUGGUUCCUUUGUUUGGAUGGACAAAGAAGAGGCUGAAUCCAAAUUGGCUGAAUUAGAACAACAGGAGACAUUAGAAGGACGCGCUCUUACAACUGUACCAGUGAAAUACUAUUUGUACACCAAAUCUAAUCAAUACACUCCACAAGAAAUCACUGCAACCAAAAAAUCAAUUACUGCCUCUCAUUUCAAUGGCAAGAACCCAACCAGAUUCGUUAUACAUGGUUGGACUCAGAGCUACAAUGAUCCAAUGAACUCCGGUAUUCGUGAUGCUUGGUUGAGCCAUGGAGAUCACAAUAUCAUUAUUGUUGAUUGGGGACGUGCACGUUCUGUUGACUAUGCCUCCUCUGUUAUAGCUGUACCUGCUACUGGCAAAAAAGUCGGCAGCAUGAUUGAAUAUUUGCACAAGAGCCAUGGCAUGUCUCUAGAAACUUUGGAUGUUAUUGGUCAUAGUUUGGGUGCUCAUGUUGCUGGUUAUGCAGGUAAAAGUGUAACCUCCGGUGAAGUGCACACCAUUGUUGGUUUGGAUCCUGCUUUACCUCUAUUCAGUUACGACAAGCCAGAUAAGCGUCUAAAUUCAGAAGAUGGUUUCUAUGUUGAAUCCAUUCAAACUGAUGGUGGUAAACUUGGUUUCUUGAAACCAAUUGGUAAGGGUGCUUUCUAUCCAAAUGGCGGUAAGUCACAACCAGGUUGUGGUAUUGAUGCUACUGGUAGCUGUGCACAUGGACGUUCCGUUACAUACUACAUUGAAGCCGUGAAAGAAAAUGAUUUCCCCACCAUGAAGUGCGGUAAUUACGAGGAAGCCGUAGCUAAAUCAUGCGGUAGCUCAUACAGUUCCGUACGUAUGGGUGCUGUUUCUAACGCAUACAUGGUUGCUGGAGAUUAUUACGUACCUGUCAACAGCAAAGCUCCUUUCGGCAAAGCUGCUUAAGUGAAUUUCAAACUAUUUUAUCAUUUUUAAUAAAGUAAUAAACAAUAAAACCUUACACAAACCUU
Messenger RNA from Teleopsis dalmanni, 1155 nucleotides. Its product is annotated as phospholipase A1 VesT1.02-like. Gene Ontology annotation, molecular function: lipase activity. The transcript has 3 exons. The record is from RefSeq and is a predicted model, not a curated record. The coding region runs from base 53 to 1090 and encodes 345 amino acids. NCBI's taxonomy places the organism in Eukaryota, Metazoa, Arthropoda, Insecta, Diptera, Diopsidae. Gene Ontology annotation, biological process: lipid metabolic process.